This is a messenger RNA of Henningerozyma blattae CBS 6284, 1167 nucleotides long. RefSeq names its product Osw1p (gene OSW1). The record is from RefSeq and is a predicted model, not a curated record. The transcript has a single exon. Bases 1 to 1167 code for a protein of 388 amino acids. Lineage: Eukaryota; Fungi; Ascomycota; Saccharomycetes; Saccharomycetales; Saccharomycetaceae.
AUGAAAGCUGCACCUAUACCUAGAAAAUCUAAAUCAAGAUGGGUUACCAUGAAAUUGGUUAAAAUAGGUAACGUGUUACAUUGUUACCCAUGUAGAAAAAGAUGGUCAUUACAUAAAUUGCAUUGUAAAAAUAGAACACUGACUUUUAAAAGUAUUAAAAAUAAAAGAAAAAAUACGAAUAAAACUGCUAUUACUACAACUAUAAACGAUUUAUAUAGUCCUACGAUAAGUUUAAGAGGAGAAGAUAUGUUAGAUAUUGAAACAAGUUUGAGGCCUGCUUCGAGAAAUAGAAAGCCUUUGUUGAUUACUACGUUCCCUGAUGGUUGUUCUGCUUCACCUAGAAUUCAUAUUUUACAGAAGACAAGGUUUGGAAGAUAUGUGGUAUCUAAAAGAAGAUAUAAACUUAAAUAUUUUAAUUCAGAGAGUUUUACAGAAAGAAUAGUAAAAGUAAAGCCAAAGCCAAAGAAACAAGAAAAUUUAAUUCAUAUUGAGGAUAAUCAAAAUCAUAAUCAAAAUGAAGAAAAUCCAACAGUUUUGACUAUUGAACCAUUGGUACAAGUGCCUAAAAAUGAUCAAAAUCCAAGUUAUACAUGUGCACAAACAAUUCAUCUCAUUAAAAAUGAAAUUUCAAAAAAUUCUGAUUUUAGAGUAAUAUUUCAUGAUAAAAAUGUUAUUAAGACUUUAAAUCUUCCAUCAAAUAUUGAAAAUAUUGAAUUUGGGGGUCCAUCUCAAUCCAUUAGAUUAUCAGAUUUUGGCUCCUUACGAAAUCCUACUUUACCAAUAAUGACUGAUCCUGUUUUGGAAAAUCCUGUAAUAGAUGAUGAUCCUAUUAUAGAUGAGGAUUCCGCUAUAGACGAUACUGUUUUAGAGAAUUCAGCUACUAAUAAACCCCCCCUAAGCAAUGAAGGUUUACUUUUAGUAGAAGAUGGGGAAUAUCCACAAGUUGAAAUACAAAAUAAAGAAUGUGAAAAGGAAGUAAGAGAUGUAAAUGAAGUAAAGGAGACAAAGGAAAUAAAGAAGAAAAUGAUUCCACCUCCAAAAAUUAUCAUUAAUCUCCACGAUUAUUUUAAAAGGAAAGGAAAGAAACCAUUUUUUGAAAUUCGAAAGAGAGAAUUUAUGAGUAAAAAUAUCGUUUCACAUUCACAAAUGGUAGAAAAAUUAAGAUAG